This is a messenger RNA of Lycium barbarum (goji berry), 1420 nucleotides long. RefSeq lists its product as uncharacterized. The transcript is spliced from 7 exons. The record is from RefSeq and is a predicted model, not a curated record. Gene Ontology annotation, molecular function: rRNA (pseudouridine) methyltransferase activity; rRNA binding. Bases 357 to 1181 code for a protein of 274 amino acids. NCBI's taxonomy places the organism in Eukaryota, Viridiplantae, Streptophyta, Magnoliopsida, Solanales, Solanaceae. Gene Ontology annotation, cellular component: nucleolus; small-subunit processome. Gene Ontology annotation, biological process: rRNA base methylation.
UGAGGGGAAAAUAAUUUUGAAGGGCUGGGAUGAUGCCACGUGGCAACUGUUAGACAUAAGGGUAUAAUUGACCCCAUAAUAUAACAGUAAGGGUAUAAUUGGCCCUAAAGUAUAACGAAGAGUAUCAAUGAACUAUUUCCCAAAAUUCAGAGGUAAUUUUAACUCUUUUUCAUAAUAUUAAUAAUUAGGUCUUAAGAGAAUUUGCUAAAAGUUCCAAUAAAGAAUCAAAACCCAAACCCCUAAACACUGUCUGCCCGUUAAAAAAAAAAAAAAAAAAAAAACACCAUCUUCCAAAACCCCCCACAGAGUCUUUUUCUUUCCUUGAAGUACUGAGAAACUUAUAGGUGUGAGAAGAAAUGGUGCGGCCUUAUAAAGUGAAAGGGGAAAAGAGAAAAAAGAAAGAAGAGAAUUAUGAUAAAGAAGAAGAAAUAGAGCAAUCCGAGUCAGCAAAAAGAGUGAAAACAGAACACACUGUUGCAGAUACUGAGGCAGCUGAAAGAGUUGUAGAUUUACUAGCUGGAAUACCAGUUGUUUCAACUGAUCAAAGCACUAAACCUGGUGUUAUUUUCAUAAUUGAGAGAGCCUCUCUCGAAAUUGCUAAAAUUGGAAAGACUUACCAGCUUCUGAACUCAGAUGAACAUUCCAACUUUCUGAAGAAGAAUAAUCGCAACCCUUCUGAUUAUCGGCCUGAUAUUGCUCAUCAGGCAAUGCUUACAAUUUUAGAUAGCCGAAUAAAUAAAGCUGGGCGAUUAAAAGCGUUGUAUGUGAGGACUGAGAAAGGCGUGCUCUUUGAAGUAAAACCUCAUGUUCGUAUCCCUAGGACAUUUAAGCGAUUUGCUGGUAUCAUGUUGCAGCUGCUACAAAAGCUGAGCAUAACUGCUGUUGGUAAACGAGAGAAACUGUUACGUGUUAUAAAAAAUCCUGUUUCACAGUACCUACCCAUCGACUGCCGGAAGAUCGGCUUCUCUCAUAGUUCUGAGAAACUGGUGGAUAUUCAGGACUAUGUUAAUGGAAUUAGCAAUGACAUGAACCUUGUUUUCAUGGUUGGGGCAAUGGCCCAUGGAAAAAUUGAUAAAGAAUAUGUCGAAGAUUAUAUAUCAGUUUCCGAUUAUCCAUUAAGUGCUGCAUACUGCAUAUCUAUGAUCACGAAUGCUGUGGAGCGCAAAUGGAAAAUUUUGUAGACUUGUACCUUACCCUGAUUUUAGUUGCUACAUUUACUUUCUAGAAUGUUAUCCUUUCAAGUACUCGUCUUACCUUGUCAUCCUAAUUUAGCAUUUACUCUAUUUUUAAAUAUAUUUUUGUUUCUUUAUCUUCUUCUCUCUGUCAUAUAAAGUUUCAAAUCAAUGUAAUGAAGGAUUUGUUGUUGAUCCAACUUUUCUCUGGUCAAUGAUUUAGGGAGUUGGUCUUUCCUUGAAACAUU